Molecule: messenger RNA, 4346 nt
Organism: Xyrauchen texanus (razorback sucker)
Lineage: Eukaryota; Metazoa; Chordata; Actinopteri; Cypriniformes; Catostomidae
Gene: pcdh20
Product: protocadherin-20
Exons: 2
Coding region: 103-2751 (882 amino acids)
Biological process (GO): homophilic cell-cell adhesion
Cellular component (GO): plasma membrane
Molecular function (GO): calcium ion binding
Source: RefSeq, a predicted model, not a curated record
UGAGAGAGUGAGAGCUCAGCCGCUCUGCGCGCUCAGAAUGCGGCUGCUGCUGUAGACUCGUCCCGCUCCCGUUCCCUGGGACGCCAAAACUGAACGGGAAACAUGUGCAACACUAAACGGACAACCUGCCUUUACAGAAAACGAGAGUUCUGGGGUUUGGUCACUCUCCUUCUUUACACCAGCCCCCUCUCCUGCUCAUCAAAUUUCAGUCACCUCAUUUAUAAGAUAAAAGAAGGUUUACCUAAAGGGAAGCUCAUAGGGGCUAUCGGUAAAGAUUUAAACUUGGAUCUGACAGUAGAGCCCCCACGUUCCUUCAAUCUGGAACAAAAGAUGGCAAGCCAGCAGUAUGUGAAUUUGAAUAACACAUCAGGGGAGCUGUUCACAUCUGCCGUGGAGAUCGACAGAGAGGCUCUGUGUGAAAACUCCCAUGAAGGUCAGGGCUGCACAAUCUUCCUGGAUGUGCUGAUCCUUCCCCAACAGUACUUUCAGUUAGUUAAGAUCAGAAUCGUCAUAGAAGAUAUCAAUGACAACCAUCCACAUUUCCCCAUAGAUGAAAUCAGACUAUCUGUGCCAGAGAAUGCACCGGUUAACGCCAGGUUUGCGGUGGAGCAGUCCGCGGUUGAUCCUGACAUCGGGAUUUACGGCGUUCAGACUUAUUGGCUUAUAAAUGACUAUGGAGUUUUCACUCUAGAUGUUGAGGAGAAUGAAGGGGGUGAACUGACACCCUUCCUCAUCAUUACAGAGUCUCUUGAUAGAGAAACACAAUCGGAGUAUGUAACUGACAUCAUAGCGGAGGACGGGGGCUCUCCGCCACUCCUGGGCACUGCAACUCUGAGGAUUAUUAUCACGGACGUCAAUGACAACUGCCCUAAGUUCACAGAGUCGCAAGUAAAUGUUACGCUUUAUGGGAAUGCUACAAAAGGUACCCAGCUGACACGUCUCCAAGCCUAUGACCCAGAUGAGGGGGCCAAUGCCCUGAUAACAUAUACCUUUAGCGAACGUGUCACCCAAGAAAGCAGGAACCUGUUUCGUUUGGAUAGAAUCACAGGGGUAAUUAAGCUAGAGGGAAAAAUAGACAACAACACUGGAAAGCUCUUCAAGCUAAUCGUACUCGCCAAUGGGCCAACAUGUAUUCCAGAAGUUGUGACAGUUUCUGUUCAUGUUAUCAAAGAGCUCUUUGGCCCACCAGCAGUUAUACCACGCUAUAUUGCGUUAGAAAAGGAUGGUGUUGUCAAUCUAAGCGAGUCAGAGCCACCGUUUUCCCCAAUCGCAUUUUUUACCAUCAAAAACACUGACCCACGACAGAAAGUAGAGUGUCGUUUAGAGGGUACCGGUCCAUUCCGGCUUGUACCCUAUGAGCGUUUCAAGAACGAGUAUUUGCUUGAGACCACUGAACUACUAGAUUAUGAGCAGAAACAGAAUUAUGAACUGAUUGUAGUGGUUCAUAACUCUCAUGGAUUAGUAGUUAAGACCAUUGUAAAGGUCCAUGUAUUGGACGUUAAUGACAAUGCUCCAGUUUUCAAGAAAUCCCUCUUCGAAAUUACAGUGGAUGAGAACAACCCUCCAAAUACGUUCCUCACCCAACUUCAGGCAACUGAUGCGGAUAGCGACAGCAGGGGCGAGGUGUAUUACCAACUUGGUGCCGACGCUCCCACCAUUUUCCUCCUGAACAGGUUGACCGGAGUCUUGACCGUGUCCACCUCUCUUGACCGAGAGGAAAAGGAAACCUACCGAUUCAUGGUGCGAGCCGUGGACCGUGGAACGCCAAGAAAGGAGUCAAUCGCCACUGUGAUAAUCACUGUGCAAGAUCGUAAUGACAACAGUCCUCGCUUCAUCAACAAGGAUUUCACUUUCUUUGUCCCGGAAAACUUUCCAGAUUUCGGGGAAAUCGGGGUGCUUACUGUGACGGAUGCAGAUGAAGGGGAAAAUGGCUGGGUGGCGCUGUCCAUCAUCAAUGGAAGUGACAUCUUUGUGAUUGACACAGGACGAGGAGCAUUAAGGGCAAAGACGCCUCUAGACAGGGAGCAGCAGGGGACAUACUAUGUCUGGAUUGAGGCCGUUGACGGAGGUGAACCCGCCCUUUCUUGUGUCACCAUGGUGACCAUUCUCCUCCUGGACGUCAAUGACAACCCUCCAACUGUUCUUUUCCCCCAGUCCAACCAGUCUUACAUGCUGGUGCUUCCCAGCACGCUACCAGGAACAUCUAUAACGGAAGUCUACGCCGUGGACCGGGACACGGGAAUGAAUGCUGUUAUUGCAUACAGCAUCAUCAAGAGAACAGAUGGAGAGCCAGGCUCAUUUGACAUUGACCCGUACACUGGAAACAUUACCCUGAAGAAAUCCCUGAGCAACCGAGGCCUCUACAGUCUUUGGGUCAAAGUCAGGGAUCAUGGUCAACCAGAGCUGUACUCUACAGUCCUGGUCAACCUUUUUGUGAACGAGACGGUGAGCAAUGAAUCCCACAUUCAGAGUCUGUUGCCCAGGGUGGCAGAAAUUGAGGAUGAAGUCCCUCCCAUCAAGAAACCGAGGGAGGGUGAUCGAGUGCCAAUUCCAUGCAGCGAGUACCAUGUCGUACUGCUCGCUCUGACGGCUACCUGCCUGGGACUGUUUCUUACAGUCUUGUCAUUGGUUACGUACAUUUGCUGCAAGAAGAUGAGAAAGCCUAAAAAGAAACGGUUGGACGUUGAGAUUCCUUUAAAACUGAACCAUGAAACAUUGGACAGGAACACAAUGGAAAUUUCAAACAUAUGACACUGGAAAGCACAGAGACUACAACAGACUGCUUUUACUGCCCAAAUCAAUCUGUUUACAAUGUGUUUUGUGCAACUUAUAUUUUGAUUUUAAAAUUAUUUGAAAAUAUAAUGUAUAUAUUAUGCAUACUGUGUUUUGUACUGUAUAUAUAUAUAUAGACAAGAUCACUGCAGUAUAUAUGAACAUUUUGCAAUUUGCUGCCCAAUAAGCUUUUAAUGUAACUUAUCAUACAAGCGUAAAUGGUGCCCUCAGCUGUUGUGUCAAAUUGUCAAACCUUUUAAAUGCCUAUCUUUAAAUCCCAAUGCAGUAAUUUACAAAAACAAUGUUCUGCCCCUGGAAAGGUGUUCCCAUUGAGAUAUAAUAUGCCUCAUGUUUGUCAUCACUCUUCUGAAUAUGAGCUUUUGCAUACCAAGAUGGUUACUCAAGUGUUUCUCCCUGAGUCAAUAUUUUUACAUGCGCUUUAAAGGUCGAUUUCAGUUAGACUAAAUCAAUAGUUCACCACAUAAUAGUUCAGUCGUAUUUUUGAGAAGUUUAUCUAACAGACCUAGAUAUUGCAAUUGUAGCUAGUUGUCAUCCAGCAAUACACUUUAAUCGGACCACAAUUGGCCUCUGCGUUUUGUGUGCACUCUGAAAGACAGAGGUGACACAUGACGUGUAUUUCUGGCACAUGCUCAGCUGAAGUAUUCGAUUACGCAUUGUGCCACAUAUACUUUGACAGACGGAUGAAAACUGUGCAAGUUGUAGCUCAAUUAUAACUGUGCAUGUACAUGUACUGAGUGACAUGUUGCUGGACAUCUUUCUUAUGUUUUCCAUAGGAUACAGUGUUGGUAUGAAUAGAUUCUAGGCUGGAAUGAAAUGUCCCAAUAAGCCUUGUAAGCUGGGUGCACACUUUUUUGUCCUUUAAAAAUGUUGUUUCUCAGAUUGCUCGAUAUAAUCCCAAUGAGAUCUUAAAAGCCAAGGCAUACUGUGCGACAUGAACUGCCAUUUAUGCAAUACUCUAAGAUAUACUGUGCUAACGUUUGUGCUAAUGUUGGCACUGUUUUGCCUGGAAAAAGAGACAUGUAAGUUUCUGGAGUUUAAAUAAAUUCAAUUAUAUAGACCUUUUUACAAAACAAAUAGUCCCAAAGCAGUCCAACGUCUGUCAUUGUUCUGCAAUUUGUUGGCUGCUCAUUUUUAAUUAACAAGAUGUUUAUUUUUCAUGUCAUAUGAUGAGCCAGUAUCAACAUUUUAACAGAACAUUUUCUCUUUUUUUGGUUCUUUAAUAGACGUCACAGGAGCAGUCGCUUCAUAACAACUUUGUUGAUGGCUAAAAUGUAUUGAAUGGCAAUUAAUUGUUCAUCAGUCAGCAUGUCACACUAAGCGAUCAUAGACUCAAUUAUGCCCUACGAUGUAAAAACAACGUAAAACCUUUUUACAAUUCCAAAAAUGUGUUUCUGAUAACAAAACAAUUUACAGUGUGCAACCGGCUUUACUUGAUGACUUUUGAUGUUUGUAAUCCCAGCUCAGAUUUUUCUCUCAAAGACACUACAUACAACUAUACUACAUUUCUCCGAUUUUAUUUCUCUGCUGUGUUACGAAAGAAUUCUUAAACAUUA